Messenger RNA from Apis florea (little honeybee), 444 nucleotides. It is a transcript of the gene lap, whose product is annotated as phosphatidylinositol-binding clathrin assembly protein lap. Gene Ontology annotation, molecular function: 1-phosphatidylinositol binding; SNARE binding; phosphatidylinositol-4,5-bisphosphate binding. The record is from RefSeq and is a predicted model, not a curated record. Lineage: Eukaryota; Metazoa; Arthropoda; Insecta; Hymenoptera; Apidae. Gene Ontology annotation, cellular component: synaptic vesicle; clathrin-coated pit; clathrin-coated vesicle. Gene Ontology annotation, biological process: synaptic vesicle budding from presynaptic endocytic zone membrane; clathrin-dependent endocytosis; clathrin coat assembly.
AUCUCGUGCGAUGUACAAACGAACCCAACGUGUCGAUACCUCAGUUGGCGAAUCUGUUAAUAGAACGAUCGCAGAACACAAAUUGGACAGUCGUUUUCAAAGCUUUGAUCACAGUGCAUCAUAUGCUUUGUUACGGCAAUGAGAGGUUUACACAGUAUCUAGCAUCCAGCAACAGCACGUUUCAACUCAGUAAUUUUCUCGAUAAAAGCGGCGUUCAAGGUGAUCACAUUGUGUAAAAGAAUCUUCUUGCAUUAACUUCUGUCGAGUGGUUCAAUUAGAUGCUCGAUUCCGGUUAAUUCCCUGUCAAUGUUCAUUGCCCCUUAUUUCUUCUUUUUUUUAAACUUUAUUCUUCUAAUAUUGAUCCUGAGUAAAUAGUAUUUGAUUUUAAAGAGUAUAUAUUUAUAUGUAAAUAUAUAUAUAUAUAUAUAUAUAUAUAUAUAUACA